CCGGCGCGACCGGGAGCGCGUCACGCUCGCUGGUCCCCGCCCCCUCCUGAGCAGCCAAUCGCAGGCGAGGCGCCGGGCACGCGCACGCCUCGAGUUUAACGGUCGCGAGAGGCCGCUGGCUCGACCCUGACAUCGGCUGUGGGAGCGGGGCCAGACCCUCUGGGAAGUUUAGUGUGUUUCACAUGUCUGAAUGUUGACAACUGAUGAUGCGUGUGGACGAUGAGCCGGAAGAGGACAUGGACUCAGGGCCCUCCGGCCGUGCGAGAACCAUUCCCCGCCAACAACAGAGGGUAGCAGUUAUAUGCUAUGGGAGAUUUUGACUUGGUUAAAAGCAUACCAGAAACAUCUGUGGGUUCUGAUCACAAAAUUUCUCCCUGUUCUCUUGGACUUAACGUGCAUACUCAUAGAAGUAGUCUCCACCUAUGUACCAACGCGGUGUCCUCUUUCCCAGGGAAGACCGGACCAGCUGUCGGCCAGGGCGCAGUGCAGGCCGUCGCCUCCCUCAUGCAAGAACUGCAGCACAGUGGCAAGACAGAUUCGGAGCUGUGGAAAAAUUGUGAGACCAGGUGGUUCCAGCUCUUCAGUUUGGUGGAGAAGCAAUGUCAGGAGCAGAUCGUCGCCCAGCAGGAGCAGUUCCACCACCAGAUUCAGUGUAUACAGGAAGAGAUCAAGAAUUUAGUCAAACUGCAGACCAGUGAUGUUUCCUGGGUUUCCUGUGAUAGAAGUUCUUCCAGCAAACAAGUGUCUUCCAAGAGUCAAAUGGGUUUUUUGUCUCCAAACAGUGGGAGACAUGAGCGCGGUGACAGCUGCCCUGAGCCUAAGGAGCCUGAGGCGCGGCGUGCGGCGUGCCCCCUGCCGGACAACACUGUGGACAGCGGCUCCGUGAGCAGUGGCUACGGCACCUUCUGCAUCUCAGAAUUAAAUUCCGACUGGGCCAUGGAGCCCCCAGGCGCCUCUGAAGGGCAGCGUGGGGCCCCCAGGGACCAGAUGGGCUCACCUGGGCGUGGUGUGAAACACAAGACAUUUUACACGCAAGCCACCAAAGAGCUCUGUGACUCUUCAACAGCAGAGGGCUCCAUUUUCCCUGGGGAAUUGGAACACGAGUUUCUUGAAGAAAAUAGGAUUUCUGAAGUAUGUAACGGGCAAACAAGCAGUAGUAAGUCGCUCACGUCAUGGGCACAAAAGCCGAAGCAGAGCCAGUCAAACAGAGCACAAGAAGAAGCAUGUUCAAGGUCUAAGCAAGGAAAUGAGCAAAGCAAGCCGUCCCCCAGCGAGCAGGCUGAUUUUGCCACCACCAUGCAUCCUCGUACUUUUCACCUCAGUAAGCCAGAGGAGAGUCCGUCCUGCUGGGAGUCUGACUCAGGGACAGGACUGACCUACUGGAGGCUGGAGGAGAAGGACCUGUACCACUCUUUGCCUGACACUUUAGAGAAGGCAUUUAUCCCCUACCCCUGCACAGACCUGUCACCAAGCCAGGUGCUGACCCUGGAUCCAGCACUGCACAUGAAGGCCACUCAGCAGGUGUCUGGGCCUCCGCCACGUGACUUUGUCAACACCCUUGAUGACAGAAUAUCCUUUUCUCCGGACUCCGUUCUAGAACCCAGCGUGUCUAGUCACUCCGACAUAGACUCAUUUUCUCAAACAAGUAACAUUGCUGCUCAGCUGUCUGGAUUCCCCAAGUAUCCUUCAAAGACGCAGGCGUCACCUGUGGACUCUUGGAAGAACCACACGUUCCAGACCCAAAGUAGGAGCAGUUCCACGUUGCCCUCGGUGUGCACUCUGGCUAGUAAUGACCUCUCGGUCAACACUGUAGACGAAGAACACACUGUCUUGGUUGCUUCGACCUCGGUCAGUCAAUCCCAGCUUCCAGGUACAGCCAACAGUGUCCCAGAAUGCAUUGCAUUGACUUCCUUGGACGAUCCUGUGAUGUUGUCUAACAGAAUUAGGCAGAGCCUGAAGGAGAAGCAUGCUCGGCACGUGGCAGAUCUUCGUGCUUAUUAUGAGUCAGAAAUUGCUAGUUUGAAACAGAAGCUGGAGGCAAAGGAGAUGUCGGCUGUCGAAGACUGGAAGAAAACCAACCAAAUUCUUGUUGACAGAUGUAGCCAAUUGGAUAGUGCCUUGAAUGAAGCCACUUGUCGUGUGAGGACACUUGAGAAUAGGAAUAACUUACUGGAAGUGGAGGUGAAUGACCUGAGGGAACGCUUCAGUGCAGCCAGCAGUGCCUCCAAACUUCUGCAGGAACGAAUUGAGGAAAUGAGAACAAGUAAUAAAGAAAAAGACAAUACUAUCAUUCGGUUAAAAUCUAGACUGCAGGAUCUAGAAGGAGCCUUUGAGAACGCUUACAAACUCUCAGAUGAUAAAGAAGCCAGGUUGAGACAAGAAAACAAGAUGUUUCAGGAUCUUUUGGGAGAGUAUGAGUCCCUUGGGAAAGAACACAGUCAAGUCAAGGAUACGUUAAACACGACUGAAAACAAGCUGCUGGACGCCCACACUCAGAUUUCUGACUUGAAAAGAACAAUUUCAAAACUGGAAGCUCAGGUCAAGCAAGUAGAGCAUGAAAACAUGUUAAGUCUUCGCCAUCAUUCUAGAACCCCUGUGCGACCCUCCCGUGCCAGCACGGUGGCCACCGCGGACGUCAGCAGGCGCAAGUGGCUGAUCCCGGGCGCGCAGUACUCCAUCUUCACCGGGCAGCCCCUGGAUAGCCAGCACAGCCACGUGGACAACCAGCUGGAGGAAGCCUGUGCUCCCAGAUAUUGUUCUCCUCCUGAAAAGGAUUUGUCACCUGCAAGUUCAUCAACCAGCUUGUUAGUGAAAAAGCAAAGGGAGGCGUCAGACACCCCAGUCAUGAAAGCUUUAAAAGAACUGGAUGAAGCAAAGAUAUUUAAAAAUUGGGGGACACAGACAGAGAAAGAGGAUACCUCAAAUAGAUCAGUGAGUCCUCGACGCUUGGAAACGCCGGUCACUGCGAGUCGCUGCCCUGAGAAGUGUGCCCAGCAGAGGCCCAGGAGACUCGGCCCUGCCUCACAGAGGUCGUCGUCCUUGCCGCCUUCCAGUCGGAAGUCCAGCACUCCGACAAAAAGAGAGAUUAUGUUAACACCAGUGACUGUGGCUUAUAGUCCAAAGCGAUCCCCUAAGGAAAAUUUGUCUCCAGGAUUUAGUCAUCUACAUAGCAACCCUGAAAGCAGUCCAGCUCGGUGUGAUGUCCUUCUGGAUGAUUUGGACACCGUUCCUGUGUCUACAUCACAACGCACCAAUCCAAGAAAACAACUGCAUUUUCUGAACCUAGAUGACUUAGAAGAAAAAAACUAUUCAGAAAAAGCCACUGACAGCCAUAUUAAUCACAGCUCCUGCCCCGAACGUUCGCCAAGUGGAGUGAAGAAGGCGCCUGUGCGAGCAGCCUGGGACGAGUGGGAGUCAGCUGGCCGCCAGCCGUGUGAGCCUGUUCCCGUAACGGCACAGGGGGCUGACUUUGAAUACACAGCCAAAAUUAGAACUCUAGCUGAAACAGAACGAUUUUUUGAUGAACUUACAAAAGAAAAGGACCAGAUUGAGGCAGCGCUAAGCCGAAUGCCUUCUCCCAGAGGACGAGUCACUUUACAGACGAGGUUAAAUCAGGAAGCCUUGGAAGAUCGUUUGGAAAGGAUUAAUCGAGAACUGGGUUCAGUUCGAAUGACACUAAAGAAGUUUCACAUUUUACGCACCUCUGCAAAUCUUUGAGAUUUGUAGCCAUUAAAUUCUGAGACAUUUUUGUUUGCA
This is a messenger RNA of Ochotona princeps (American pika), 3756 nucleotides long. It is a transcript of the gene MPHOSPH9, whose product is annotated as M-phase phosphoprotein 9. The record is from RefSeq and is a predicted model, not a curated record. Gene Ontology annotation, cellular component: centriole. Bases 307 to 3717 code for a protein of 1136 amino acids. The transcript has 23 exons. NCBI's taxonomy places the organism in Eukaryota, Metazoa, Chordata, Mammalia, Lagomorpha, Ochotonidae.